UUUUUAAAGAUAUUCGGCCAUAAUUUUAAGCGUUUUCCUGUUUUCACAGGUUUCCUCAUCAUGCAAACCUUUAUGAAGAUACCGCUGGCUACUGUGUUAUGCAGCCUGCUCUUACUGCUGAUUACCUUGUGUUCUGCAAAUGACAACAAUAGCAGCAAACCACGUGACAAGGUGAGUUUGUUUAAUCAAACAUUGUAAUAUAUAGCUGUAAUAUAUGAAAAGUAAAAGUCAGUCAAUGGUACCUGAACUAUUAACCUGAAUGAAUGAAUGAAUGAAUGAAUGAACGGUGAUUUUUUAUUUAAGGAUGCUUGACUAAGGUUAAUUUAUUGACUUAAUCGAGUGAUCAUGAAUUUAUAACGGCAUGAAUUUUUAAAUUUUUCAUUUAGAGUAUUCCUCAACAGACAUCAUCUUAUGGUUCCUGUGGUCAUGGUGGGUGUUUCUGUGCACCAGGAAUUCCAGGCAUCCCAGGAAGCCCUGGACCCGCGGGACCAGCAGGUGUCGCGGGAUCACCCGCUAAUCAUGGACCUGAAGGACCCAUGGGCCCACGAGGAAACAAAGGUGAUGAAGGAGCUCGUGGAAGACAGGGACCACCAGGCAUCAAAGGAGUUAAAGGACCUGCAGGCCCGGCAGGUCCACGUGGGGACAAAGGUGAAGCAGGUUCAGCUGGUUCCCCUGGAAACAAGGGUGAUACAGGUGCUCGUGGAAAGCAAGGUCCCCCUGGCCCCAAGGGACCUCAAGGACCCUCAGGUUCAGCUGGUUCCCCUGGAAACAAGGGUGAUACAGGUGCUCGGGGAAGCCAAGGUCCUCCAGGUCCAAAGGGUGCUCCAGGAUCGUUUGCUCGUAACUGGAAACAAUGCGUUUUUAAGAAUCUGAACGAUGGAAGGGACUCCGGAUUGAUAAAGGUAACAACUGAGUUGGUCGUUCUAGAUUAUAUAAAUUAA
This is a messenger RNA of Porites evermanni, 941 nucleotides long. The record is from the annotation of a GenBank genome assembly. Lineage: Eukaryota; Metazoa; Cnidaria; Anthozoa; Scleractinia; Poritidae.